Messenger RNA from Dromiciops gliroides (monito del monte), 2670 nucleotides. RefSeq names its product transducin-like enhancer protein 2. Gene Ontology annotation, molecular function: transcription corepressor activity; protein binding. The record is from RefSeq and is a predicted model, not a curated record. NCBI's taxonomy places the organism in Eukaryota, Metazoa, Chordata, Mammalia, Microbiotheria, Microbiotheriidae. Gene Ontology annotation, cellular component: transcription regulator complex; nucleus. The transcript is spliced from 20 exons. The coding region runs from base 368 to 2602 and encodes 744 amino acids. Gene Ontology annotation, biological process: negative regulation of canonical Wnt signaling pathway; regulation of DNA-templated transcription.
GCUCCCUUAUCUCUCUCCAGCUCCAGACGGCCUUGGGAAGCCAGGGACUCCUGGGUCCUCGGACCCUUUGCCUGGCUUUUUCCUUCCUCGGCUUUCCUCAGCUCCUGCCCGCCUCCCCGCCUCCCCGCCACUUUCCUUCCUUUCUCCCUCCCUCUCCGCAGGGAGACCUGGACUCCUGGGUCUCUUUGCGGCAUCCCCUUUCCCUUUCCCUUCCUUAGGUUUUAUCCUCAGUCUUGCCUUCCUUCCCCCCACACCCCCGGCUUCUCUCAUUCCUUUGGCUCUCCUCAACAUUUGGCCGGGUGGCGGCUGGGGGCCUGGGGCCAGGGGUGCUCUCGGGGACAGAGUGGAGCGGGCGGGACUCCGCAGGAUGUACCCCCAAGGCAGGCCUCCGGCCGGACAACCCUUCAAGUUCUCUAUCUUGGAGAUCUGCGACCGCAUGAAGGAGGAAUUUCAAUUCCUGCAGGCUCAGUACCACAGCCUCAAACUGGAGUGUGAAAAACUGGCCAGUGAGAAGACUGAGAUGCAUCGUCAUUACGUCAUGUAUUAUGAGAUGUCCUAUGGCCUCAACCUGGAGAUGCACAAGCAGGCAGAGAUUGUGAAAAGACUCAGCGCCAUCUGUGCCAAGAUCAUCCCCUUUGUGAAGCAGGAGCACCAGCAGCAAGUCCUUCAGGCUGUGGAGAGAGCCAAACAAGUGACCGCAGCAGAGCUGAACAGCAUUAUCGGGCAGCAGCAGUUACAGCACUUGUCACACCACAUUCCACCUGUACCCUUGACCCCCCACCCUGCAGCAGGGCUGCUAGCCCUGACUGGAGCCCUGGCCACCCAGGCCCAGCUGGCAGCCACCACCCCUGCCACUGAUAAUACUACCAAGGAAGAUCAGAGGAUCCCAGGCAUUGGGGAACCUCCAGCAGGCAGAGGCCACAGCAGCCGGAGCCCAUCCCCUUCACCCCCAGAGAGCCUAGUGGAGGAAGGGUGGCUCAUUGGUCAGACACACAAACAGGAAGAGAAAGAUCCUCUGGGAAACUAUGACAGUGACGGGGACAAGAGCGAUUAUAAUCUGGUGGUGGAUGAGGAUCCUGUCUCUGGACCCUCUAGCCUGAUGCCCACACCCAGCCUGAUGCCCAUACCCAGCCCAAAGCAACUAACCCACCCAGAUCUGCCUGACAGUCCAGCCUCUUUGGCCUCCAGCCCAGCCACACUGACCCACAAAGGCAAGGACUCCAGCCUGAAGCUGCUUGCUGUCAGCCCACCUCCAAUGGGCAAGCCCAGCCGCCCCUCCUCCUCCUCCUCUUCCCCAGAUGCCUCCACCCCCGGCCCCAGCUCUGCCAGCCAGCUCCGCCAGCUUGGCACCAAACGACUGCCUACCACAGACAGCACUGCCUUGAGGAGUCCCCUAACCCUGUCUGGCCCCUUCACUGCAUCCUUUGGCGUGGGACCCUCCACUCUACUCAAUGGGGACCUUGCCGUGCCUAGCUCCUACAUGAGCCUUCACCUGUCCCCACAGGUGAGCGGCCCCAUGAUGUAUGGCCGCUCCCCCUUGCAGAUGGAAACUGAGUCUCACUCCCACCUCCGUCUAUCUACCCUCUCCUCCACCUUGUCGGGCAUCCCUGGGGGAAAGUCGGCUUACUCCUUCCACGUGUCUGCUGAUGGGCAGAUGCAGCCAGUGCCCUUCCCGUCAGAUGCCCUCCUGGGCACAGGCAUCCCCAGGCAUGCCAGACAGCUGCACACCCUCACCCACGGCGAGGUCGUCUGUGCCGUCACUAUCAGCAACUCCACCCAGCAUGUCUACACGGGGGGCAAGGGCUGCGUGAAGGUGUGGGACGUGGCCCAGCCAGGCACCAAGACUCCCGUGGCCCAGCUUGACUGCUUGAACCAGGACAACUACAUCCGCUCCUGCAAACUGCUGCCAGAUGGACGCAGCCUGAUCGUGGGUGGGGAAGCCAGCACCCUGUCCAUCUGGGACCUGGCAGCCCCCACCCCCCGCAUCAAGGCUGAGCUCACGUCCUCGGCGCCUGCCUGCUAUGCCCUGGCCAUCAGCCCCGAUGCCAAGGUCUGCUUCUCCUGCUGCAGUGAUGGCAACAUUGUCGUAUGGGACCUGCAGAACCAGACCAUGGUCAGGCAAUUUCAGGGCCACACGGAUGGAGCCAGCUGCAUUGACAUCUCUGAUUAUGGGACUCGGUUGUGGACAGGCGGUCUGGACAACACUGUGCGCUGCUGGGACCUUCGGGAGGGCCGUCAGGUUCAGCAGCAUGACUUUAGCUCCCAGAUCUUCUCGCUGGGCCACUGCCCUAGCCAAGAGUGGCUGGCCGUGGGUCUGGAGAGCAGCAAUGUGGAAAUUCUGCAUGUGGGCAAGCCCGAGAAAUACCAGUUACACCUGCAUGAGAGCUGCGUCCUCUCCCUCAAAUUCUCUUCCUGCGGGAAGUGGUUUGUGAGUGCGGGGAAAGACAACCUUCUCAAUGCAUGGAGGACGCCCUAUGGAGCCAGCAUCUUCCAGUCCAAAGAGUCAUCCUCUGUCCUCAGCUGUGAUAUUUCUAGCAACAACAAAUACAUUGUGACCGGCUCAGGUGACAAGAAGGCUACGGUAUAUGAGGUGGUCUACUGAGGCUGCCCCUUCUCAUCUUGGGGGAGGAGCCUAGGCCGGGCUCCCCGCCCCCCACGUGUCUGUCCAAC